Acanthoscelides obtectus is the source of this 1740-nucleotide messenger RNA. Lineage: Eukaryota; Metazoa; Arthropoda; Insecta; Coleoptera; Chrysomelidae. The record is from the annotation of a GenBank genome assembly.
CGCGGUUAUCAUAUCGUCAAUUUGUCACAUACACUUGGUGUUUUAUUUGAUCAGAGCAAACAUUAGUUAGUAACACACUGGUGCGAAAUUUAUCAAUAAGAGAAACGCCCAAGUCCUUUGUUCCUGAAAAUGUCGAGUAAUAUGUUUGGGAUUGAUAUUAUAUUCGGUGAUAGUUGGGUCAACGUAGUUGGAAGUCUUGUUCUAAUUACCGCGGUAUUCACAACGGUUCUGGUUUGUGCAGUUGGUUAUAUGUACAAAAUGCUCCAUAAAAUCCAAAGAUCACUUGAUGAGAUGACACAUACAACGAUGGAUCCAUCACGAAGAAGGACAAGCCCGUUCGCACGUCCACAUAAUUUUAACACAGGAUACGAAACGGAAAUCCCCAGAGUAGGAGGAUCAUCGUUGUACGAGAGAACAAAACUUGGCCAGUUUGAUACCGGAUCAUCAAUGGGAAGGGAGAGAGAUGACCCUUACAAUGUACCGCGGGCAUUAGGACCCAGAGACCGAGAUAACGAUUCUAGAGGAGGACGUCCACAUAAUUUUAACACAGGAUACGAAACGGAAAUCCCCAGAGUAGGAGGAUCAUCGUUGUACGAGAGAACAAAACUUGGCCAGUUUGAUACCGGAUCAUCAAUGGGAAGGGAGAGAGAUGACCCUUACAAUGUACCGCGGGCAUUAGGACCCAGAGACCGAGAUAACGAUUCUAGAGGAGGGUACCUGCAUAAAGCGCAUGAUCAGAAUCAAUAUAACAGACGUAACUGAUUGCAAUUUGUUUAUGAAAAAAGUCAGGUCGUAGAUAGAGAUGCAAUAAUUGGACAAAACAAAAAAGAACAUAACCAUAUCACGGUACAAAUUGAGCGACUGUACUUAUAGGUCUUUUCACGGUUAAGUCAAAAUGUCAAAUAAGUAAGCAGAUCGGCUAAUAACCAUGUGCGGAUUAACUUCCCUAAGACAAAUUAUACACUGCGCAAAACGAAUCCUUAACGCAGCUGCUAGUCGCUCUUGCACACUCUCACACAUGAACUGGGAGAUAAAGGUGGGAUGUUUUCAUUCAGUUUUUGAAAAACUUUAAUGAGUUUAACAUAGACUGUCGCCAUUGUAGUUGUAUCUCCGAGCAUGACCACCGUUUAUAUCGAAGAUUAACAAAAGAUAAAUUCAAAUUGCACGCCCAUGACAAGCAAGUUGCCAUACUGGCAGUGACAAGCAUAAAGAUAGAAGACUCAAGUCGAUGAGAACAUUUUUAAGGCGAGUUUGAUAUACGAAUGCAGAGCCUAUCAUGACCCCAUAUCUCAAACUGUUCCGUUAUAUUUUUCUAGUUAGGUUUUUUUAGUACAAAACAGAAUGUGACCGUCGUUGUUCAGGAAGGAAAAGCAAGGCUAACUUGUAAUUUAAAAAAAGUUAUUUUUUUACAAUAAUUUUAAACCGUGUGUGAAUAGAUUCAUCUUGUAUGCAUAUUCGGUACUUACUAAUUAAUGCACAUUAAGUAAUAAACAAGGUAGGAAAGAAAAUAGUAUACUUGAAUUGGACGAUAGUGUAAUGAUUUUUUGUCCAAUAUUUUGCAUUUUGUCUCACUGUGUCUCUUUAUUCUCAUUAAACUUUUCUAGUAUUGUCUCAAUUUUUUUUUUCUCCUUUUACCAAAAGUUCAUCAUCUAGUUACUUACUUACUGUAUUUACCUUUCAAUUGGGACUAAGGCUUGAAAUAAACCAGUUGAAGAAACAAUUGCCAUGGGCAGAGGAGAG